GGUGUUCUGUGGCCUCGUCUCAGCGAACGGUGAGUCCUAAUCUCUUGCAUUUGCAAGCGCCGUGAAUUCGACUAUAGUUUGCAAAGCAGCCACUGCAAUAAGAGAUAAAUAGUAGCGUUCUAGAAUUGUAUAUGGGAAUUUCCAAUCUAUACCUCUGUGAUCUGUGUGUGGCCUCUUCUUCUCCGAGCGGUUCGGUGUACGAAAGUUCUUAACAGCAGCUAAUAAUUUCUCCUGUUUUUUUAUAUUAUUUAACGUUUUUAAAAUAUGGAUCGUGACCUGGAUUUAUUAUAUAGUGUUAAUAGAGAUCAGUCGGACUUGGAAUUCGAUUUGAACAUACCACGUAGGUAUAUUCGAGAUAUGGACAAUCCCUUAGAGAAAUUUACUGAAGCCGAUUUUAGAAAACGCUUUCGUUUCUCUAAGGAAAUUGUCCAAAAUGUUUUGUUGCCAUUAGUCGGACACCAGCGGGAACAAAUCACAAAUCGAGGCCUUCCGGUUCCUUUGAUUAUAGGUUUACUGCUAACCCUGCAAUUUUACGGUAGUGGUAGUUUACGGAUAAUAUGUGGGGAGUUGAAAGGAUUCCACCAGUCCACAGUGAGCCGUGUAAUAACUAAAGUCACGCGAAGCAUCUAUGAACAAAGCCGAAAUUAUAUAAAAUUUCCAGAGAACUUGAAUACAGUCCAAACACAAUUCCAAACAAUUCGAAACUUUCCAAACGUUAUUGGGUGUAUUGGUUGCGCGCAAAUUCCCAUUAUGAGUCCAGGAGGGCCAAAUGCUGAGCUUUUUCGAAAUGGAAAACGAUCAUUUUCACUCAACGUACAGAUAGUCGCUGGACCCGAUUUGGAAAUUUAUGACAUCGUUGCCACAAAUCCAGGAAGCUAUCGUAAUGAUCAUGUUUUUAACAAAAGCGCUGUUAAAACGCGGUUCGAAAAAAAACAGCUUCCAGGGUACUUGCUAGGUGAUUCUGGGUAUCCAUCUCUAACAUACCUCCUGACCCCAUUUCGAGAUCCAUGCACCAACGAAGAAAAGCGAUAUAACGAAGCUCAUGCUCAGAUAAGGAAUAUUGUGGACCGGACGUUUGGAGUUUUAAGGCACAGAUUUUCUUGCUUGCGACGAUUGCUCAGACACAAACAUGAAACAAUUUGUUGUAUAAUUGUUGCCUGUGCAGUACUUCACAAUAUCUCAAUUGCACAUCGGGAGGUAGUUGAACCAGACGGUGAAGAUGGUGUCGAAGACUUAGCAGCAGCUGCAUCAGAUGCUACAACUGACAGUCAGUCAGGCCAGUUAGUGAGAGCUACUAUAUUACGCAAUCACUUCAGUCAAUUAUAAAAGCCAGUCUCUUUGUCGUUCACAAAUACAAAAAAUAAAAAAAUAUAAGUGUGUAAUUAAAUCAAGUUAUACAUAUGUAUAGCGCGAUUUUUCUGUAUGUAUACUUCUAUCUACUAGUAGAUUUUUUCUUCAUUUCAUAACAAUUUCAAGCAUGUAUGUCUUAGAGAUUAACGAGACCGCACUAGCGUUAUAAAUUUUUUACUGUUAUUGUGGAACGGAUAGUGUUAUUUAUAACGCAAAUAUAUUUUUGUCGUAUUUUUUUA
This is a messenger RNA of Dendroctonus ponderosae (mountain pine beetle), 1589 nucleotides long. Its product is annotated as putative nuclease HARBI1. Lineage: Eukaryota; Metazoa; Arthropoda; Insecta; Coleoptera; Curculionidae. The coding region runs from base 265 to 1326 and encodes 353 amino acids. The record is from RefSeq and is a predicted model, not a curated record. The transcript is spliced from 3 exons.